AUGGCCCUUUCCACCGACCCGCUCGUCCUCUACGCUUACAAAGCCCCGAAGGAUAAUAAGAAGCGCGAGCUGUGGAAGAUUCAAAAGGAGGCCCUCAAGGAAAAGUUUCCUACGGGCUGGAAUCCUCCCAAGAGGCUUUCACCUGACGCCCUCGAUGGAAUCCGACACUUGCACCAAACCGAUCCCGCUCGAUUCACAACCGCCGUCCUAGCUGAGGAGUUCAAAACCUCACCAGAGGCGAUUAGGCGUAUCCUGAAAAGCAAGUGGACGCCCUCUGGUGCUGAGGUCGAGAAUCGGCGAAAGCGAUGGGAAAGGCGCCACGAUCGUAUCUGGAGCCACAAGGCUGAGUUGGGCCUGCGCCCUUUUGUCAAACGCGCUGCGCCGUUCUCGGACUCCCAAAAGCUAUAUAAAGAUGAAUAG
This is a messenger RNA of Penicillium chermesinum, 420 nucleotides long. RefSeq names its product mitochondrial ribosome assembly protein RRG9 (gene rrg9). NCBI's taxonomy places the organism in Eukaryota, Fungi, Ascomycota, Eurotiomycetes, Eurotiales, Aspergillaceae. The record is from RefSeq and is a predicted model, not a curated record. Gene Ontology annotation, cellular component: nucleus. The transcript is spliced from 2 exons. The coding region runs from base 1 to 420 and encodes 139 amino acids.